Messenger RNA from Ixodes scapularis (black-legged tick), 4359 nucleotides. RefSeq names its product protein Wnt-1. Gene Ontology annotation, cellular component: extracellular region. Gene Ontology annotation, molecular function: frizzled binding; cytokine activity. Gene Ontology annotation, biological process: canonical Wnt signaling pathway; multicellular organism development; cell fate commitment. Lineage: Eukaryota; Metazoa; Arthropoda; Arachnida; Ixodida; Ixodidae. Bases 386 to 1603 code for a protein of 405 amino acids. The record is from RefSeq and is a predicted model, not a curated record. The transcript has 4 exons.
GGUCCACGAGACAAGACGGCAGGCAAGUGGAAGGGGAUCGAUGAAUCUUUCUGGUACCGCGUCGUCGUCCUACACCACGAUCGGAAAACGACGACAAGCGAGCAGAGAGGGACGGGUGGGAGGGCGAGAGUGCGGGAGGGAGAGCAGAGAGUAAGAAGGAAGCCAUCGCGCGGAUGCUGCGCGAAGGGUCGGUCAGAGUCGGCGGCAAAGGUUCCCGAAGGGUCCAGGACAGCAGGAACAACGCGAGCAGACGACAUGAGGCGCAGCAUCUUCCUGAACCGCUCCCCCCGCCGAAGAACGAUGACGAUGAUGAUGAUGAUGAUCCGGGUCCGAGCCGGGGUUCCGCGGAGGCGCUGAUCAUCGGAGCGGCCUCCGAGGGGAAACCAUGGGUUCGGCCUCCUGGACUGCUGUGGUGCGUCGACGAUGUGGGCCCUGGUCGGUCCCCGUGGUGGUGUCGUUGAUGGUGUGGUGCUCCUGCUGCUGCCUCGAGUCUCAGGCCCUGGGUUCCGACAAUGUGGCCAAACGCAAACCUGGCAGGGGCCGAGGCUCUAGAUGGGGCAUAGGCGCCGGAGACCUGCAGAGCAACGCGGUGCUGGGCAACGCCGUGGGCAACGCAAUCACGGGCAACGAGCUCCAGCUGAGUGUGCCACUCCGCCGCAAGCAGCGGGGGCUGGUCCGGGCCAACCCCGGUUCCCUGCAGGCCAUCGGGAGAGGCAUGCGCUUGGCCAUCUCCGAGUGCAAGCACCAGUUCAGGGACCGCCGGUGGAACUGCCCGACGCCAGAGUACAUGCGCGGGAAGUCGCUCUUCGGCAAGAUCGUCCACAGAGGUUGCCGCGAGACUGCGUUCGUGUACGCCAUCACGAGCGCGGGGGUGGCGCACGCGGUUUCGCGGGCAUGCAGCGAGGGCGCCAUCGACACGUGCACGUGCGACUACCGACAGCGCGGGCCGUCGGGCCUCGACUGGGAGUGGGGAGGCUGCUCGGACAACGUCCACUUCGGCUACAAGUUCGCCAGGGCCUUCGUGGACGCCGCCGAGAGGGGCCGAGACCUGCGCUUCGUCAUCAACCUCCACAACAACGAGGCGGGGCGCCUGCAGGUGACCACGGAAACGAGGAGGGAGUGCAAGUGCCACGGCAUGUCCGGUAGCUGCACCGUCAAGACAUGCUGGAUGCGCUUGCCUUCCUUCCGGGACGUGGGCAACCAGCUCAAGGAACGCUUCGAUGGCGCCUCCAAGGUCCUGGUCAGCAACCAGGGCAACUUCAGAGGCUUCCGGAGCAGGCGGCGCAAGGGACACGCCAGGUCCUUCCAGCUGAAGCCCCUCUAUCCGGACCACAAGCCGCCGACCAGGAAAGACCUGGUCUACUUCGAGAACUCACCGGACUUCUGCGUACCCAACUCGCGGCUGGGAGUCCAGGGCACGCGGGGACGCCAUUGCAACGAGUCGUCUCCGGGCGUGGACGGCUGCGAGUCAAUGUGCUGCGGCCGGGGACAUCGCACCGAGGUCCGCGAGGACCUCGAGAGGUGCGCCUGUACGUUUCAUUGGUGUUGCCAGGUCAAGUGUAAAGUGUGCAAGAUCCGGCGUACUGUGCACACCUGUCUCUGAAAGAAGUCUUGGGGUGUCGCGCGCUCUUCGGACGUGUGUGUGUGCGUGUGUGUGUGCGUGUGUGGACGGAAGUAGGGACACUAACUGGUCGAGAUGAUCUCUUGAUGAGUGCUUCCCGCACACACAGUGUGUGGUAGCGCGGCAAGUCAGCGGUGGCAUUGGUCCAGUUUGGGGGACCAUCCGGGAUUCAACGGCCCAAGCGACGUGCCCGGUUCUGAGUCUGGGAUGUUCCAACCUCGGUGACUUUGACGUCAUAAAAGAUCCGGCCGAGUCGGCAGCUUUAGUGGAAAAAGACGGCGCGGGAACGUUGAGGUUUGCUUGUGCAUUCGGCGACGAGGAAAACGCAUUAAGACAACUUGUGAUAUUGGAACUUCAAUAUUUAGGGCUUGCGAACCGCAGUUGCCUGAACGACCAAACUGUGCGUGGAGCGUGCUUCAAAGGCGAGGCGUGUUUCGGCCUUUCCGACGACAGAGUGCCUUUUGCUAGGUGAGAAAAGAGUACAGUUUGAAUGGAAAGAGAAUCUUAUACGCUCGAAAGCCACCAACGCUUCGAGCCACCAACGCGGGACGUUACAGUUCCUAAAGCAUGCGCACGCGCAUACACAUUGUUGCUGACGUAUACGUUUGCAGAACGCGGUAUGCAGACAAACGUGGAGCCAAAAAAAAAAACCGAAUGACGUCUUCGUUUUAUUACGAACUGUGUGUGCGCGUGGUUGCAAUAUCACUUUCUUAGUGCUCUUUUGGACUUCUCGCGUAGAACAUUGAAUUGAGCUUGCACCCGUGUAUUGUCUAUUUGUGCCUGAACAAAGUGGGGGUCAGUUUCACGCUAGACAGCCGGCAAGCUACUAUGCUGCCCGACUGGCAAACGUUUUCGUUUUAGGCAAAAGCUAAGCCAAGACUAGCCAUCGCUUCGCAAUACUCGGACGCAUGUUAACUUAUUAUGGAUACUUUCUGUACAGCUUCCUGUGUGUUUUGGCAAUGCUUUCACUUUUUUUUUUUUUUGUUGCCCUAAACUUGAUUUUGAGUCGUGGUGCUUUGUAGGGCUGUGUCCUCGCAAAGCCUAUAGAAAGUAUUCUGUCGGUAGAACAAAAAUCGCGACACCUGUUUAUUUUUGUAGUUGGUAUUCCGACCUCAUUUCUCUCACAGCUUUUAUCUGUAACUACUACGACGAGGACGUGAGGUCACCACAACAACGAGUAGGAAAUAAUACUUCCUAGUCUACACGUUACUGCGUUUGAUUCUGUAGAUAACAAUUACACACCUUUCCGGUCACCCGUCAUUACUUUUUUAUCAAUGUUACCACAUCACCUCGUGCGUUUUGUUAUAAAACAGACAACGACUGUUGAAGAUGUUAACAGAAAACAAAAAUUAGGAGCCUAAAAUGUUAUUAGGAACUGGAUAUGCAUAGAGCUCGAGUAAUUUUCAACUUUCGCGCAUAACAUAAGCACCAUGCAGCAUUGUUUCCAAUUCCCAGAGUAAAUUUUUUCGAACGAAAAUGAUUUAUUUUGCGCGUAUUAUGUAUUUACAAAUUCCAUACCCACUGAAAUGUGUGAUUCCGUAUUGCGUUGAGUCAUGUUAAUGUCAUGAAAACAACGUGAAGUACAAUGACGAACAGCUUAAGAAAUAGAGGGCGCGGUUCACGCUUUUAUUGCUUCGUGAUUGGCUGCUUUCGACAUUCUUAUCAACCAAUCUCACAGUCUCAUUGGCUAGGGAGCGUCAAUAAACCGCUAAGAACUCGCCAGGUUCUGCGUUUCUUGACGUGUCAAUAACUAUAUUAACUUUUUUUAUAUAGAUACGCGAAUUUAUUAUUUUCUAAGAACUUUUAAAAAGUAAAAAAACCUAGUUUUUUUAUUUUUAAGACGAUGGGAUGCUUUUGCAGACGCCUAUUAAGCAUCACUUUGUUAUAAAUUCACGACGAUCAACAAUGUUUACCCGUGAGACAUAGGGAAAUGAGCGAGUCCAUUAGCGCUGGCGCGCCAAAUGCGGCCAGACUUAUAUUAACUAGAACGCCCACUAUUUCCACUCAAUGUGCGUGUGAAAAGUGAAAAAAAAGAGAAGAAAGUAUUGCCAUUAAACAAAUGAAAUGUAUCAUCUCUCGCUUCCAAAGCACCAUUACGAACAUCGUUUAAGUUAUUUUGUUUCAUGUCGAACGAGCAAGUGCCAUGUGCGACAUUGUACAUCUCGACUGUCUGCAUUUUGUUCAAUGUUUUGUUUGCAAAUGUGAACAUCCUGAAUCGCUGUCAUAAUCUUCUUUUAAAUUUAUGUAGCGAAUGAUCAAAAAUUGAAAUGCGUGCUGUGAAAGUCACUUUCGUUGUGUGUUUGUUUAGAGUAAUCUAGCUUUUGGUGGUUUUUAUUUUUUUUUUAACCAUAGCCGGACCUGGAUUAUCAAGCUUGUGGCAUGCCAAUGUUGUUUGUAUUGUUUCCUUAGUGAGCAUUUCAACUCUUGCGUUAUAAAUAGUCUAGUAACAUCCCAGAAUAUUUUAUAGGAAGCACGCCUGGAAUAGGGUAGAUUCAGCUUGACGUUAGGCGGAAUUUGAACACUUCCUACACUUCAACAAUGAACAACAACGCACUUCGACAUUUUUUUUAAAUUUUUUAUCGUGUUUUACGUUUCAGCGGGUGCUUAUUGUAUUUGUUCAGGAAAAACAAAUUCACAUAGAUGCAACCUUCGCAAUCAUUAUUCGGAAACUCCCAUCGUGUGUUCGUUGUAUAUGCUGGAAAAGAAACAUUAAUAAAUAAGUAUUUAUUGCUCUUUUA